AUGGAAACAGGAUCAUUACCUAUUAAACUUAGACCGGCUAAUCUUCGACCUAUAGCAUUUAGAAUAUUUUCUAAAAAACAUGGACUAAAUAUCAAUACUGAAGCAUUAGGAGUAUUGACUGAAGUUAUAAGUUAUAAAUUUGGAACUGAUUGGAAAAGUAUAAGAUCACAACAAUAUCUUGAAGAAAUUGCUAAAAUUUGGAAGAUAGAAGAUCGAGGAUUAUUUAUUGAUUCCAAUGGAUUGAAACAAAUUAUUAAAGAAUUGAAUUCAAAGAAAGAUAAUGAAUUAGAUGGGGGUUCUAAAGCUCAUCGUACGGAUACUAUUGUUGAUACUGUUGAUGAUGGUGAGGAUGCACCAGAGGAAGAACUUCUUAAUGAUGAUGAUAUUGAUUGGAGAGAUUAUUUUAAAGUUAUAUCAGCUAAAAAUCAACCAAAAAGUGUGUUUGAUCCAUCAAGAAAACAAUUUGAUAUUAUAUAUCAAUCGGAUAAUUCAUUGUUGUCAAAAUUACAAGAUAGUUUACCGGCUAAGGUCAAUUCUUAUUAUAAUAGAUAUAGUUUAAUUCGAGAUAGAUUGUCUCGUAAUGAAAAUUUCCAAAAAACUUCAGCUAUGAGUAUAUCAGCUUUAAAUUCAAUUAAAUCGGGAAUUAAACAAAGUCAUGAAAUAUCAUUAAUUAAAAAUAUGUUAGGUAGAGAUGGACAAAAAUUUUUAUUAUUUGGGUUACUUUGUAAAAAUAAUAAUGGAGAGUUUAUAUUAGAAGAUGAAACUGAUUAUAUUGAGUUAAAUUUAAAUCAAACGUUUAAAUCCCUGGGAUGUUUCCAUUGUUUAGGGAUGUAUUUCUUAGUUGAAGGUAUUUAUUCUGCAAGUGGAAGUUCAACAUCAAAUCAAGAUUCAAAUUAUAUGGGUGGUUGUUUCUAUGUUAGUAAUAUUGGUCAUCCACCAAGUGAAAGAAGAGAUAAAUCAUUGGAUUAUUAUGGAAAUUUGGAUUUCUUAGGUAUUCAUAAACAAUUUUCAACAUUAACUGGUGAAAAAUCAAUUAAAAUUUCUAAAAAAUAUAGAAAAUUAUUAAUUGAAAAAGAAUCAAAAUUCCCAUUUCAAAAAAUCAUAUUUGUAUCAGGAAAUAUUUCAAUAAUUGAUAAAUUAAAUAAAUUUUUCAAUAAAAUUGAAAAUUCUAUAAUCGAAUCAGAUGACCAUUCCCCAAUUGCAAUAGUUUUUACAAACACCACCACCACCACCACCAGUACAACAAUUUCCCUGACUAUAGGGAAAGAAUUUCAUAAACAAAAUUUUGAUAAAUUAUAUCCAAAUAUUUUUACUAAACUGAAAAUUGUUUUAUUAACAGGAGAUUUAAUUCUGAAUGGAACAAUAUCACUUGAUUCAAUUAAUUUUGCUCAAAAAGUGAAAUAUCCAAAUACUUCAAUAUCAUCAAAUCCAACAACUUUAGCUUAUUUAAGUCAAGAAGUAAUUAUUAUUAAAGAUCAAUUCAUGCUGAAAUUAAGAAAAAAUGAUUUAAAUUUCGGUACUAUUGAAGAUAUUAAUAAAGAUCAGAUAUUGAGUAGUAAAACUAAACAAGCUAGAAAAUUGGUUAAAACUUUACUUGAUCAAGGAUAUCUUGGUAUUAAUAAUGGUUUAAAUAUGGUUAAUUUACAAUAUGAUCAUUGUUUUAGACUUGAACCUGCUCCAAAUAUGGUUGUUUUACAUGAUGAAAGUUUCCCUCAAUUUGAUGUUACUUAUAAUGGUUGUAAAGUGGUUAAUAUUGCUUCAAAUCAAGAUAAUAAUCAAUUUAAUUAUAUGGAAUAUUAUCCCGCUACUAAAAAUUGUAUAUUCAAAGAAAUUUAA
Messenger RNA from Candida tropicalis MYA-3404, 1836 nucleotides. RefSeq names its product DNA polymerase epsilon noncatalytic subunit (gene DPB2). NCBI's taxonomy places the organism in Eukaryota, Fungi, Ascomycota, Pichiomycetes, Serinales, Debaryomycetaceae. The record is from RefSeq and is a predicted model, not a curated record. The transcript has a single exon. Gene Ontology annotation, biological process: error-prone translesion synthesis; DNA-templated DNA replication. Bases 1 to 1836 code for a protein of 611 amino acids. Gene Ontology annotation, molecular function: DNA binding. Gene Ontology annotation, cellular component: epsilon DNA polymerase complex.